UCCUCCCUCUCUUAAUUCCUAAUUCCUUUUGGGAAGAAUGAUGUCUAAACUCCCCCUCUAUUUUAUUUUCUUCAUCUCAUGCUCUCAGCUCUUUUUCUCUUCUUUCUCUUUCUCUAAUUCCACCAAACUAUGCCCUCAUCACCAAACCCUUGCUCUACUCCAACUUAAGAAAUCCUUUUCCGUUAUUGACAAUUCCAGUUUUUGGGGAUGCGAUUACUAUGGUGUCAUGGCUUAUCCCAAAACAGAGUCUUGGAAGAAGGGUAGUGAUUGCUGCUCAUGGGAUGGAGUGACAUGUGAUAAGGUGACAGGCCAUGUAAUUGGGCUGGACCUUAGUUGUAGCUGGCUCUAUGGCACCAUCCAUUCCAAUAGUACCCUCUUCCUCUUUCCUCACCUGCGAAGGCUCAACCUUGCUUUUAAUGACUUCAAUGGAUCCUCUAUUUCGGCUGGGUUUGGCCGGUUCUCAACCUUGACGCAUCUCAACCUCUCCUCCUCUGAAUUUUCUGGAAAAAUUGCACCAGAAAUCUCCCACCUCUCCACCUUGGUCUCACUUGAUUUGUCUAGGAAUUAUGGAGCAAAAUUUGCCUCGCAUGGCUUCAAUUCUCUGGUUCAAAAUUUAACCAAGUUGCAGAAGCUUCACCUUGGAGGGUUUUCCAAAAUCAAAUCCCCAUUCAUGAGCCUAAGAAUCAUUGAUCUUGCUCGCAAUGAUUUCGAGGGUGACUUGCCUGAAAUGUAUUUGAGAAGUUUGAAAGCAAUAAUGAAUGUAGAUGAAGGCAAGAUGACAAGAAAAUAUAUGGGGGACCAUUAUUAUCAAGAUUCCAUAAUGGUGACAAUCAAGGGGUUGGAGAUUGAACUUGUGAAAAUCUUGAAUACUUUCACAACAAUUGAUUUAUCAAGCAAUAAAUUCCAAGGAGAGAUUCCAGAGUCUAUUGGAAAUCUUAAUUCACUUCGAGAGCUCAAUUUGUCUCACAACAACCUUGUUGGACAUAUCCCAUCAUCUUUUGGGAAUUUGAAGUUGCUUGAAUCAUUGGACCUCUCUUCAAACAAGCUCAUUGGGAGAAUUCCUCAAGAAUUGACAAGUUUAACAUUUCUUGAAGUUUUGAAUCUUUCCCAAAACCAUCUCACUGGAUUUAUACCUCGAGGAAAUCAGUUUGAGACAUUUGGAAAUGAUUCAUACAACGGGAACUCAGGGCUAUGUGGAUUUCCAUUGUCGAAGAAAUGUACAACUGAUGAAACACUAGAACCUUCAAAAGAAGCGGAUGCAGAGUUUGAAAGUGGAUUUGAUUGGAAAAUCACAUUGAUGGGAUAUGGAUGUGGAUUGGUAAUCGGGUUGUCUCUUGGGUGUUUCAUUUUCUUAACUGGGAAACCUGAAUGGUUUGUCCGUAUUAUUGAAGAGAAUUUGCACAAUAAGAGUAGAAGGUCUAAAAGGAGCACUCGUAGGCGAAGAGCAAGAAGAAACUAAGUCAUUCCAGUUGCAUUGUAUUAUCAUUUGCUAUGUAAUAUAAGUUGUUUUUUACAUUAUCGUGUUAACAAAUAAUCUACAUUGUGAUUAUAUAAGUGUAAUCUUAUUUAUAAAUUUGAA
This is a messenger RNA of Vitis vinifera (wine grape), 1579 nucleotides long. Its product is annotated as receptor-like protein 9DC3. The transcript has 2 exons. Lineage: Eukaryota; Viridiplantae; Streptophyta; Magnoliopsida; Vitales; Vitaceae. Bases 38 to 1459 code for a protein of 473 amino acids. The record is from RefSeq and is a predicted model, not a curated record. Gene Ontology annotation, molecular function: protein binding.